GGUUGGCCCCCGGGCUCUCUUGCCCGCCCUCUUAGCCAUGCCGCCUCGCUCCCGGGCCCGGGGAAGCUGACGGCCGCCACAUCUCUUGGAGCACAGAGCUGGAGCCGAGCGACUGCAGGUGAAGAUGGGGAACUCGGAGAGUCAGUACACCCUACAGGGCGCGAGGGUGCACAGCGGCACGCUUGCUGGGGCUAAGCAGAAGCCUUGCUCGCUCAAGAUCCGCAGCCUUCACGCCAAAGAGGAGAAGUCCCCGCACGGAUGGGGCCACGGGGCAGGCUACAAGUCCCGGGCCCUGGCCCGCAGCUGCUUGUCCCACUUCAAGGCCAACCAGCCCUACGCGGCGCGGCCCGACGCCCCCGCCUGCAGAUCGGCCAAGGGCUGCGCCCACGCCAAGCACAGGACGGCUGGCCCGGGGGGCCACUUCCAGGGCCUCCCCGCGGCGCCGACCCCGGGGAACGGCUUCCAUGAGCUGGCCGCCCGCCCCGCGGCCUUGAGAGACCUCAACAACGGCCCCCCGCACCCCUGCGCGGGGCGCCCCGAGAGCCCGGCGUCCACGCCGCCCGGCGAGGAGCGCGGCAGCCCCCGCGUGCGCAUCAAGACGCCGGGCAGGGUGGACGGCUGCCUGCGGGUGGAGUUCCACAGCGGGGGCGGCCCGGACCCCCCGGGCGGCGCCCCCGGGCCGGUGCAGCUGCUGCGCUACUCGCCCGCGCUGGCCCCCGACGACGCCCCCUCGCCGCCCAGCCCCCGCGGUCCCGCCGCGCGCCCGCGCUCCAGCAAGGGCAGCAGCUCGCUGAGCUCCGAGUCCUCCUGGUACGACUCGCCCUGGGGCCCCGGCGCCGGCGAGGCCAGCGAGCCCGAGGGCUCCUCGCCCGCCCCCAGCGCCCCCCGCGACGCGCCCCCCAAGCCCUUCAGCCAGAGCGCCUCCCUGUCCUCCCUCCGGGACCCGUUUCCCCCCGCGCCCCUCGGGGCCCGGCUCUCCGCCGACGACCUCGGCCCGCAGCCCGGCCUCAGCCACCGCGUGUCCUUCGCGUCGGACAUGGACGUGCCCGCGCGGCUGGGGCGCGGGGACGCCCCCUACGCCUCCUUCACCCUCCCCUGCCGCAAGUCCAGAGCCCUGACCGAGGACGCGGCCAAGAGCUCCCUGAAGGCCCGCAUGCGGCGCAUCAGCGACUGGACGGGCAGCCUCUCCAGGAAGAAAAGGAAACUGCAGGAGCCGAGGUCCAAGGAGGGCAGCGAGUACUUUGACAGCCGCUCCGACGGCCUGAACGUGGAGCCGCUGGGGCCCUCGGCGGGGGACUCGGCGCACGCCCUGCCCCAGCGGAGCGAGUCGGCGCUGGCCCUGGGCGGCGACGCCCUCCGCCAGAACAUCUACGAGAACUUCAUGCGCGAGCUGGAGAUGAGCCGCACGCACACGGAGCACGGGGACACGUCGUCGGGCACCGCCGAGUCCAGCAGCGAGUCCGUGAGCUCCCUGGAGCAGCUGGACCUGCUCUUCGAGAAGGAGCAGGGGGUGGUGCGCAAGGCCGGCUGGCUCUUCUUCAAGCCCCUCGUCACCCUGCAGAAGGAGCGGAAGCUGGAGCUGGUGACGCGCAGGAAGUGGAAGCAGUACUGGGUGACACUGAAGGGCUGCACCCUGCUCUUCUACGAGACCUACGGCAAGAACUGCACGGACCAGGCCAGUGCCCCGCGGUGUGCACUGCUCGCUGAGGACAGCAUCGUGCAGGCGGUGCCCGAGCACCCCAAGAAGGAGCACGUGUUCUGCCUCAGCAAUGCCUUCGGCGACGUCUACCUGUUCCAGGCCACCAGCCAGACGGACCUGGAGAACUGGGUGACGGCCCUGCACUCGGCGUGCGCGUCGCUGCUGGCCAAGAGGCAGGGCAAGGAGGACACGGUGCGGCUGCUGCGGAGCCAGGCCCGGAGCCUGGCCCAGAAGAUCGACAUGGACAGCAAGAUGCGCAAGAUGGCCGGGCUGCAGCUGGCCGUGGUCAGCGACCCCCGCAACAGGAAGGCCAUCGAGAACCAGAUCCAGCAGUGGGAGCAGAACCUGGAGAAGUUCCACAUGGACCUCUUCAGGGUGCGCUGCUACCUGGCCAGCCUGCAGGGCGGCGAGCUGCCCAACCCCAAGAGCCUCCUGGCCGCGGCCAGCCGCCCCUCCAAGCUGGCCCUCAGCCGCCUGGGCAUCCUGUCCGCUUCCUCCUUCCACGCUCUGGUGUGUUCCAGGGACGAGUCGGCGCUGCGGAAGAGGACGCUGUCCCUGACACAGCGGGCCAGGAGCAAGAAGGGAAUCUUCUCCUCCCUGAAGGGCCUGGACACGCUGGCCAGGAAGGGCAAGGAGAAGAGGCCCUCGGUCAGCCAGGUAUUUGAUUCAGGUGGCAGCCACGGAUUUUCUGGAACUCAGCUACCUCAGAACUCCAGUCACUCCUGGGAGGUGGAUGACCUCCUGCAGCUCUACAGCCCCGCUGGCGACGGCGACGGCGCUCUCCGGGACAGACCGUGGGACGUCCCCACCGACGCCCCCUUUCAGGACCCCCAAGGGGUGACGCUGACGAUGAAGCCCGAGCACCGAGCGGAAGAUGUGCUGACCUUGGCGAGCAAGAUGAGACCGUUGGAACCCAGUCACCGCGGCCCACAGCUUCGAAAAUCAGUGGAUGAAAACACCGAGCCCAGCGUUCCCGCAGCCGAUGAACACAUCCAGGACCAGGUGCUGGAUGACGUGGACGUCUUUCCCCUGAACGUUCAUGAGGUGCAGCUCGCCAAGACGGGGGGCGUGUCUGACUUCGGGUUCGCAGUGACGGCGCAGGUGGACGGGCACCAGCAUCUCAGCCGGAUCUUUAUCAGCGACGUUCUCCCUGACGGCUUGGCAUAUGGCGAAGGGGUGAGGAAGGGGAGUGAAGUCAUCACCCUGAACGGCGAGGCCGUGGCGGGGCUCGGCCUGAGGCAGAUGGAGGCCCUGUUCUCGGAGAAGCGCGUGGGGCUGACGCUCCUGGCCCGGCCCCCCGCCCCCAAGGGGCCCCUCAGUGGCUCGUGGUCCGACACGGACCUCUUCCUGGGGGACCAGGCGGGCCCGCUGCCGCCGCCGAACCAGUCCCAGCUGCUGGAGGAGUUCCUGGACAGCCUGAAGAAGAGCAGCCCGCGCGAUUUCAGCAACGUCCCCGACAUCUCCACCUGCCUGAAGAGGAGCCGGACGGAUGGCUCGCUGGAUCAGGUGGCCCGCGGGGAGAGGCCGGAGCAGACCUUCCGGAGCACCGAGCAGAUCGUGGCGCUGUGCAGGAGCUUCCAGGACCCCCAGAUAGACGGCAUGGAAGGCCCGACGACCGUCCAGGAGCCGCCCGCAAGGCCGCUGGCCCGGCACCUGUCCGAGGCUGACCGGCUCCGCAAGGUCAUCCAGGAGCUGGUGGACACGGAGAAGUCCUACGUGAAGGACCUGAGCUGCCUCUUCGAACUCUACCUGGAGCCGCUGCAGAACGAGGCCUUCCUGACCCAGGACGAGAUGGAGUCGCUGUUCGGGAGCCUGCCAGAGAUGCUGCAGUUCCAGAAGGUCUUUCUGGAGACGCUGGAGGCCGGGAUCUCCGCCGCGUCCGACUUCAACACGCUGGAAACCCCGGCCCAGUUCCGAAAGCUUCUCUUCUCGCUGGGGGGCUCGUUCCUGUAUUACGCGGACCACUUCAAGCUGUACAGCGGAUUCUGUGCGAACCACAUCAAAGUGCAGAAGGUUCUGGAGAACGCUAAGACGGACGCGGCCUUCAAGGCCUUCCUGGACGCGCGGAACCCCACCAAGCAGCACGCGUCCACGCUGGAGUCCUACCUCAUCAAGCCCGUCCAGAGGGUGCUCAAGUACCCGCUGCUGCUCCGGGAGCUUGUGUCACUCACCGACCACGAGAGCGAGGAGCACUACCACCUGACAGAGGCCCUGAAGGCCAUGGAGAAGGUCGCCAGCCACAUCAACGAGAUGCAGAAGAUCUAUGAGGACUAUGGGACCGUGUUUGACCAGCUGGUUGCUGAACAGAGCGAGACGGAGAAGGAGGUCACGGAGCUCUCCAUGGGGGAGCUUCUGAUGCACGCGACGGUGGCCUGGCUCAACCCCUUCCUGUCGCUGGGCAAAGCCAGGAAGGACCUGGAGCUGACGGUGUUUGUGUUUAAGAGAGCCGUCAUUCUGGUCUACAAAGAGAACUGCAAGCUGAAAAAGAAGCUGCCCUCCAAUUCCCGGCCAGCCCACGGUUCCGCCGACCUGGACCCGUUCAAGUUCCGCUGGCUGAUCCCCAUCUCGGCCCUGCAGGUCCGGCUGGGGAACACGGCAGGGACGGAGAACAGCGCCCUCUGCGAGCUGAUCCACACCAAGUCGGAGCUGGAAGGACGGCCGGAGACAGCCUUCCAGCUGUGCUGCAGCGACAGUGAAAGCAAGACCAACCUGGUCCGGGUGAUCCGGUCCAUCCUGCGGGAGAACUUCCGGCGCCACAUCAAGAGCGAGCUGGACAGGCCCUGCAAGGAGCGCCCGGGGCCACUCAAGAACCGCGUGCCCGUGUCGGCCAAGCUAGCGUCCUCCCGUUCCCUGAAGAGCAUCAAGAACUCCUCCAGCUGCGAGGGCCCGGGCGAGCCCGCCAAGGGCGGCUCCCUGGACUCGGAUGAGGGUAGCCUGAGCGGCAGCACCCAGAGCACGGCCGGCAGCACCCAGGACUCCCCGGCCCAGCCGCACCCGGCCCUGGCCCACCUCCCCGACGGCCUCAUCAAGGAGAGCGACAUCCUGAGCGACGAGGAGGAGGAGGAGGAGGAGGAAGUGGCAGAGGAGGAAGUGGCGGAGGAGGAAGUGGAGGAGGAGGCGGAGGAGGAUGGGGGCUACCCUCGGCCCCCCAAGCCGGCCAGCCCCACCAAGGACAUCGAGAUCCAGUUCCAGCGGCUGAGGAUCUCGGAGGAGCCGGGCGGGGGGCAGCCCAAGUUGGUGCGCGGGCACUUCUGCGCCAUCAAGCGCAAAGCCAACAGCACCAAGAGGGACCGGGGCACGCUGCUCAGGGCCCAGCUGCGCCACCAGUCCCUGGACAGCCCCGCCGACCACGCCAGCCUGCAUCUCGGCGCCGGGCUCGACCCGGACUUCGGGGUGCCGCGCUUGACGCCCGUCAGCCACGAGGACCGUCUGCUGGGGGCCGAGAGCCCUGGGGCCUCCUAGGAGGGUCCCCAGGAGGGUCCUGCCGAGGACACGGCUCCCCGGGGGGCCCGUGUUUCCCGCUCAGACUGGUGGGAGGGCAGAGAACUGCCGGGGAACGGAGCCUCGUCCCCGGCUCUGCGCGGCCUGCACCUUCCCGGGAUGUAGCUGUAAAGAUUUAAGUUAUUUUUAAUUUAUUGUGGAUCAGAGAACUAGGUGAGAACUGGUCAGAAUCUGUAAAUGCCUUAGUUUACGGCCCCUUUUGAGCAGGUAUCAAAACAAAACAAAACAAAACAAAAAGACUUCUAGAAGAUCUUUAAAAUGCCAUUCUAUUUUAAUUUAUGUGGACAAGGCGGGAAGCUAUUGCUUUUCAGAUGAGAUCCUCCCUCCCCCCAAUCCUCUGGGCAUUUCCUUUGAUCUGUUUUUAUUUUUGUUUUCUUUUUUGCUUUAUUUAAAGCAUAUUUAAAUUAUUUUAAUGUGGGGUAGGGGCACCCGGUGCAGAUACUUCAUUUUUGUAAGGAUGUACUAGAUGCUGUUUAUACGAAACAUGUAUAUCUAUGCAGUAUAUAUAGUAAAAAAAGCAAAACCCGG
Molecule: messenger RNA, 5728 nt
Organism: Sorex araneus (European shrew)
Lineage: Eukaryota; Metazoa; Chordata; Mammalia; Eulipotyphla; Soricidae
Gene: TIAM2
Product: TIAM Rac1 associated GEF 2
Exons: 26
Coding region: 125-5161 (1678 amino acids)
Biological process (GO): activation of GTPase activity; positive regulation of axonogenesis; small GTPase-mediated signal transduction
Cellular component (GO): membrane; synapse
Molecular function (GO): guanyl-nucleotide exchange factor activity; protein binding
Source: RefSeq, a predicted model, not a curated record